Messenger RNA from Gopherus flavomarginatus (Mexican gopher tortoise), 1388 nucleotides. Its product is annotated as fibrinogen-like protein 1. The coding region runs from base 523 to 1368 and encodes 281 amino acids. The transcript is spliced from 3 exons. The record is from RefSeq and is a predicted model, not a curated record. NCBI's taxonomy places the organism in Eukaryota, Metazoa, Chordata, Testudines, Testudinidae.
CUGUCCACCUAUUUCUUUGCAUCCAUUUUGUGCAGUGCUGAAUUUAAUCAGUCCUCCACAGAUAAAGAUAAUGUAAAAAGGUAAACAUGGGGUGAAAAUGCAAAUCUAUGCCUGAAUACCAACAAGAAAAUCGGUGCUUAGAAAUUUUCAAAAAAAGUGAAGAUGAGAGUGAAGAGGAUGCAUUGCACUGCUAGUACUGCAGCAUUGAGGUCAGUGCUUGCACUAACAGAAAAAAGGAGCAUGUUGAAAGCAAGUGACACAAGAAACUUAAAGAAGAAAGUGAGCUUCAGGAUGAACAGUCAAUAUCAGGAGCUUUCACCAGGGCUUUAAUGAAAGAGGGGACACAGCAUGAUUAUGUCAAUGAAUUUGUGCGUGCUCUUUGUUUUGCCAGAUAACCACGGUUCAUUGCAGAGUGGCCAGUUGGUGACUUUGUGCAUCAGUACUGUCCAGCAUCAAAAACCCUUCCUAAUGCAGACAACCUGACUCUGUAUAUCUCUGCAGAGGGAUUGACUCAGAAGAAAGAUGAAUUUGAAAAGUUCAGUGGGAUUUAUUCUGCUGUUACUCUUUAAAUGUGCAGUGUGGACAAGUGCUGAAGAAGCUAUGGUACUUGCUAAUGCCCACCUUCUCCCUCCAGGAGGCUACCAGAGAUUGAGUAACAACAAUGAGAAAGAAUAUGCCAGGGAUUGUUAUGAGAUUUUUCAGCACUCUGAAGGAAGCGCCAAGGAUGGUCUUUAUGUCAUUCAGCCAAUGAAAGAGCCUAUUGUUGCUUACUGUAAUAUGCAAGAUGGUGGGUGGACGGUAAUUCAACAUAUUACAGCCAAUAGCACUGUGGAUUUUGAUAGGAUAUGGCUUGACUACAAGUAUGGAUUUGGCUCAGUUCAUGACAACUACUGGUUAGGGAAUGAAUAUGUGUAUCAGUUAACUAACACCUCAAGGCCAUAUACACUUAGGGUCAAACUUGUAGACCUAAAUGCCAAAAUCAAAUGGGGAGAGUAUGAACCGUUCAAAAUUGAAGAUGAAGAGUCUCAAUACAAGAUCAGGCUUGGCCUAUACAAAGGCAAUGCUGCUGAUGCCCUGACCCAGGACACAGAAGCUUAUCUCCAUGAUAAUCAGAAGUUCACUACAAAAGACAGAGAUAAUGAUAACUAUUUUCAGAAUUGUGCCAAACUAGAGUACAAUGGCAUUCCAGGUGGAGGAUGGUGGUAUGAUUCUUGUGCCAGAGCAAAUCUAAACCGCAGGAAUGUUAUUUACUGGCAAAAAGACUGCAAUAAGGAACAUUUAUGCAAGUUUGCCUGGAUGAUGGUCAAGCCCACUGACCAUGGCCAGCGUCUUAACAAGGCUUGUCAUUGUGAAAAAGAUGAAUUGUAGAUAAUAUUACUACAUUAUGA